This is a messenger RNA of Benincasa hispida (wax gourd), 1259 nucleotides long. RefSeq names its product annexin Gh1-like. Gene Ontology annotation, molecular function: phosphatidylserine binding; calcium ion binding; calcium-dependent phospholipid binding. Gene Ontology annotation, cellular component: plasma membrane; cytoplasm. The record is from RefSeq and is a predicted model, not a curated record. NCBI's taxonomy places the organism in Eukaryota, Viridiplantae, Streptophyta, Magnoliopsida, Cucurbitales, Cucurbitaceae. Gene Ontology annotation, biological process: response to water deprivation; response to heat; response to salt stress.
AUUGCAAUUUGCAAUUUACCAACUCAAUCCAUCUUCGUCUUCGUUCACUGCAUUGUAUUUGUUAACACACAUACACAAAAAUGGCCACUCUGACGGUGCCGGAUCAGCUUCCUCCGGUGGCCGAAGAUUCCGAGCGCCUCCAUAAUGCAUUUCAAGGUUGGGGAACGGAUGAGGGGGCGAUUAUUUCCAUAUUGGCUCACAGAAAUGCUGAACAGCGCAGUCUGAUUCGACAAACCUAUGCCGAAACAUAUGGAGAGGAUCUCUUGAAGGCGCUAGACAAAGAACUUUCAAGUGAUUUUGAGAGAGUUGUGCUUUUAUGGACACUACAACCUGCUGAACGUGAUGCAUUACUAGCCAAUGAAGCAAUAAGGAAACUUACUCCAAAACAUUUUGUUAUAUUGGAAAUAGCUUGUACUAGAACUCCACGCGAUCUAUUUUUAGUGAAGGAAGAAUACCAUGCUCGUUUCAAGCGGUCGAUUGAAGAAGAUGUUGCACAGCACACUACAGGUGAUUUUCGCAGGCUUCUGGUUCCCCUUGUGACUGCAUAUCGAUAUGAUGGUCCUGAGGUAAAUGCUACCCUAGCAACAUCAGAGGCUAAGAUACUUCACGAGAAAAUCUCUGAGAAAGCUUACAAUGAUGAGGAACUCAUCAGGAUUAUAAGCACUAGGAGCAAGGCACAACUAAAUGCUACAUUUAAUCAUUACAAUGACCAAUUUGGGAAUGCUAUUAACAAGGAUCUGAAGAGCGACCCCAAUAACGACUACCUUAAACUUCUGAGAUCUGCUAUAAAGUGUCUAACUUGGCCUGAGAAAUAUUUUGAGAAAGUUCUUCGUUUGGCCAUCAAAGGGCUUGGGACCGAUGAAGAGGCUUUGACUAGAGUAGUAGUUACGCGAGCUGAGGUCGACAUGAAACGCAUCGUUGAAGAGUAUUAUCGGAGAAACAGUGUCCCUUUGGAUCAGGCAAUAAAAGGCGAUACCUCUGGGGAUUAUGAAGCAAUGCUUCUUGCUUUGAUUGGUAAUGAGAGUGGUUAACCCAAGAGUCAAGUCUAUGGAUAUCGUUAUGUGUUCUUGUUGGUAUAUCAUGUGUACUUGUUUUAUGCUGCUGUGGUUAUAGUUGGACCUUCACCAUAGAUUUAGUUUGAAGAAAAAUGUUGCACUGUGAUAGCAAUAGUUUUUAAUGGUUUUGUAAGACUAUCUUACAUAAAACUAUAUGCUUAUACCUUAAUGCUUAUAUAGUUUUCAUGGAUAUUAAUAAUUCAG